Molecule: messenger RNA, 1251 nt
Organism: Cloeon dipterum
Lineage: Eukaryota; Metazoa; Arthropoda; Insecta; Ephemeroptera; Baetidae
Product: probable transcriptional regulatory protein Pmob_0807
Exons: 6
Coding region: 16-1221 (401 amino acids)
Cellular component (GO): mitochondrion
Molecular function (GO): hexosyltransferase activity
Source: RefSeq, a predicted model, not a curated record
GCGCGAGCAAAUCAUAUGGCGGGCGUAAACAAGACAGUCUUUGUCACUGUAGGCUCGACAAAGUUCGACAAAUUCACCGAGGUUUUGGUCACCCCAGGCGUUUUGAAGGUACUGAAAAGUCGAGGUUACACCCGGUUGAAGAUCCAGUACGGAAAUGGCUCGUUUAUUCCUCCGGACUGCAGUCUGGAAGGCGUGCAAAUCAGCUCGUAUCGGUUCAAGGACUCGCUCCAGCAGGACAUGUCCUCUGCAGACCUGAUCCUGAGCCACGCAGGAGCCGGCACGUGCCUCGAGGCUCUCGGACUGGGCAAGAAGUUGGUCGUGGUUGUCAAUGAAGACCUGCAUGACAACCACCAAGUGGAGCUUGCCCAGAAAUUCGCCGAGCUAGGCUACCUCUUGUAUUGCACUUGCGGCACUUUAUUUAACAUGUCAAGGCUGCUUUUAAGUUUGACUGGCAGUUUGUGCCAGCGAGCUUCCGGGAUUCUAGCCUUUAAAAGGUGUGCAGGUCACAGCAAGUGGCAAAAUAUCAGACACAUUAAGGCACUGAAAGAUAGCCAGAAGAGUAAUAUGUUCCAAAAAUAUUCUCAACAGAUUAAGGGUGCCAUCAUAGAGGCUGGUGGAAAUGCUGAUCCAAAGACGAAUUCAAAAUUGAGGAGCAUCAUUGACCAGGCCAAGAAAAGUAAUAUGACUGUGGACGCCAUUGAGAGGGUUAUGACUAGAGCAAAGCAGAGUCAAGAUUUAGGAAAAUCUGCUUUUGUGGAAUUGAAAGGACCAGGAGGUUGUUGGCUAAUUUUGUCUGUUGUCACCAACAACGUAAAUUCACUCAAAAGUCAGCUCAAAGGCGUCUACAGAAAGUGCCUUUUCCAAGAGUCGUCGGGUGGGGCCAAAUCCUUGUUCGAACAUAAGGGUUUCGUGGUUGCGAAACCGAAAUCUGGACCACCCUCCGUGGAAGCAAGCCUGGAGCAUGCCAUUGAGGCUGGCGCGGAAGACGUUAUAUUUAGAGAGGAAGACGGACUAUUAGAGUUUCAGUGUGAUCCUGCUGACUUGCUACAGGUACAAGCACUGUUGAUGCAGUUCAAGUACGACGUCAUCGAGUCAUCAAACAGAUUCAUCCCCCAUUCAAAGGUAAAGCUGCCCGACGACGUUCUUAUGGCAAUAUCAGAUAUGUGCGAUAAUUUGUUACAAUUGCCAGAAGUUGUGGAAAUUUCGGACAACAUAGAAUAAAAUUCGCAACUUGUUUACAAAACUACAACA